Messenger RNA from Fusarium pseudograminearum CS3096, 1167 nucleotides. RefSeq lists its product as uncharacterized. The record is from RefSeq and is a predicted model, not a curated record. NCBI's taxonomy places the organism in Eukaryota, Fungi, Ascomycota, Sordariomycetes, Hypocreales, Nectriaceae. Bases 1 to 1167 code for a protein of 388 amino acids. Gene Ontology annotation, molecular function: GTPase activity. The transcript is spliced from 2 exons.
AUGGCCGAAUCAUCCACAACCGCUGGCGAGGCUCCCAAGGCAUCCUCGCCUCCCGUCGCCAUCGUCUGCGUUGGCAUGGCGGGAUCUGGAAAGACUACUUUCAUGCGACGCAUCAAUGCUCACCUUCACCAGAACGACACUCCUCCAUAUGUCAUCAACCUCGAUCCUGCUGUACUGUCUGUGCCUUUCGAGUCCAACAUCGAUAUCCGCGACUCGGUCAACUACGAAGAGGUUAUGAAGCAGUACAACCUCGGCCCCAACGGCGGAAUCUUGACUUCUCUUAACCUCUUCGCUACAAAGGUCGAUCAAAUCGUCAACCUGCUUGAGAAGCGCGCCCAGCCCGAUCCCGAGAAGCCCGAUCGCAAACCCAUUGAUAGAAUUCUGGUCGAUACACCUGGACAAAUCGAGGUCUUUGUUUGGUCCGCCUCUGGAACUAUUCUCCUUGAGUCGCUUGCGUCUUCUUUCCCUACUGUUAUCGCCUAUGUUAUCGAUACCCCGCGAACUGCGUCCACCUCGACCUUCAUGUCCAACAUGCUUUACGCCUGCUCUAUUCUUUACAAGACAAAGCUUCCUAUGAUUCUGGUCUUCAACAAGACUGACGUCAAAGACGCCGAGUUUGCCAAGGAGUGGAUGACCGACUUUGAGGCUUUUCAGGAAGCCCUACGAAAGGAUGAGGAGUCGGAUGAGCUGGGUGGUGUCGAGGGCGGUGGCCAUGGUGGUAGCGGAUACAUGGGCAGUCUUCUCAACUCUAUGAGUUUGAUGUUGGAGGAGUUUUACGCUCAUCUCAGCGUUGUUGGUGUGAGUUCACGACUGGGAACUGGUGUGGACGAGUUCUUCGAGGCGGUCGAGGAAAAGAGACAAGAAUUCCUGCGCGACUACCAACCCGAGCUCGAGCGAAAGAGAGCAGAGCGUGAGGAGCAAAAGAAGGUCACCCGUGAGAAGGAGCUGGACAAGAUGAUGCAGGGCAUGUCAGUCGGCGGUCUACCCGUCGCCAAGGAAGAGGACGACGCCGAUGUUGCCAGUGAUGAUGAUGGCGAUGACACUGACUCUGAUGAGGAGAUCCAGAAGCAAGGUCUGCAAGACCGAUACGAGGCUGCCAUGGGUGACCAGGAUGAUUCAGUCAUGGCGGACGCAAGUUUCGCAAAGUACCUCCACACCCAGAGGUAA